CAGAAAGGGAAGCCGGCGUGUUUCCUCCCCUUCUCUGUGUAAAGGAAGUGCGAAAAUAAGCAUCAGCGGCGGAGGGACCAGGCUUGGACACCUCUUCUUCUUCUUCUUCUUUUUAUUAGCUUUCGUCGCAAAGUCCACCCAGCUCCAGUCCGAAGAAGUCGGAGGAGAUCCACGCCGUCACAAUGAAGUCCAUCAGGGUUUUCAUCCUGCUGCUGCUGCUGGGAUCAGCCACACCAGUUUCAUCAUCUGAUUCAGCCACACAACCUUCAGAGAAGGCGACUACUGGUCAGUCAAAUGAAACCACUUCAAAGGCUCCAGUUUUUAAUCACUCAACAAUAAAAAGUCCAGCAACACCCCCGUCUUUAACAACUGCCAGUGCAUCAACUCUGUUGACAGCUACACCUGCUCCCAGUGGCUCAACCCCUAAAAUAACGACUGAUCCUACAUCUUCAACGAAUAUGACGACUGCUCAACCACCCAGCCAGAACACAGCAAAUAACAAUCCAAACAUCACCCAAACUUUGACAGCUACAAGUCCUGGAUCCAAAACCCCGUCUAUAACAAACAACACAAACGCGACUGCAGCCACAACAGCAAAUGCGAUGACCCAGAAUACAGAACAGAAAUCCAGUGAAUGGCCAGAAAAGGAAGCAUCUGAGCAGAAAGCUGCUGGUUCAGACAAACGACUGUGGUGGCUUCUUCUGCCUGCUGGCCUGGUUGCAGGUGUAGCCGCUCUUUUCUUGAAAUUCAAAAGUAAGAAGAUCCACGAUCACACAGAAACGAUCGACACUGGAACUGAGAAUGCAUCGUUCCAGAGCAGGCCGGAGAGCAGCAAAGAUGGAGUCAUGCUCCUAGGAGUGAAGUCAUCAGGCGGCGAAGAAAAUGCUGCCAGAUAAGGAGAGGAAAGUCUUCGUAAGUCUACAUCUGCACCUCCAACGUACUGCUGAUCUGAAGCCAACGACUGAUUUUGUUUUUUAAUUUGUGGAAAUACUUUUGCAAAGUAGGGAAAUCUCUGAAAAGUGUAAUUCCACACAUAGAAAGAGCAAGUUGUGCUUUACAACAAGCACUGUGAGGUUCUGUGCAUGUUUUGGUGGAUUUUCCCCAUGAGAAACCAGCAAUAAAAUAAAUUUUGGCUACGUUCACAUUACAGUCCCAAGUGACCCAAUCCCGACUUUUGUGGAAUCGUUGUUUUUUUUUUUUUUGGCGUGGUCGUUUACUUCCAAACAUAUGCGACCUGUAUGUGCUCUCCAGUGUGAACUGUAAACGAAAGUGUCCCGCAUGCGCAGAAGAGGGCGCAAUAACGUCACACAUAGAGAGCGUGCUCAGAGAUUUUCCAACCGCCAUAAAAAAAAAAGUAUGUUUUUUUUUGUUGUUUUUUUUUACCGUUUGCGGAAGUAAACAUGGAUGCUAACGGUGGAGCGUAGCUUGCGAUACUGAAGUUGUCCGACCGGAACCAGCAUAUAAACAACUUAAUCCUCAUUAUUGUCCGCCAUGGUUGUUGUUGUUUUUCUUCUCCGCUUGCGCGUAUCAGGACGCAGAAUAGUGACGUUUGUCGCCUAUCAAUGACGUUCAGGACCGUUAGGAUUCAGGUCACGUUUGAAAAGGUCGGACAGAUCUCAGACAUUGGCCUGGGUCGCAUUCGAUAAAAAUCCGAUCUGUGUUGUUCAGACUGCCAUAAGGAGAUCAUAUACAGGUCGCAUAAAGCGCCCCGCCCCUACAAUGGAUGAGUAUAAGUUUAAAAGUGGUUUUGUUUUCUUGUGAAAUGUAAUAUAAGCUUAAAAUUGAUAUC
Messenger RNA from Xiphophorus couchianus (Monterrey platyfish), 1789 nucleotides. Its product is annotated as flocculation protein FLO11-like. The transcript is spliced from 11 exons. The record is from RefSeq and is a predicted model, not a curated record. Lineage: Eukaryota; Metazoa; Chordata; Actinopteri; Cyprinodontiformes; Poeciliidae. Bases 183 to 896 code for a protein of 237 amino acids.